GAACUCUGCAGGUUGGAGCAGAUUUAUUAUCUGCUGUUCUUGCUGAGAUCCAGGAAAUACUCUAAUUGCUAAAGAGGUGGCGUUUGAAAGCAGAAAUGUUUUAGAAGAAAAGAGCGAGGGUAGCCAGGACUGCUGAAGGGGAUCACAAGCGACCUGGGUUGUAUCAGUGAUUUGCUUGAACAUGCAAGUUUGCCAUUCUGGAUCAUACUGAACACUCAGUGCUCUUCUCGGCAAUGAAGCUGUGUUCUGGGACAUGCCCUAGAUUGGUGCUUACAAUUACAGCGCUGUUCCUAAUUAAACAGAUCAAAGGUGCUCUUGAUACAUUAACACUUAACUGGCAUUCCUAUAAAGAAUCAUGCUUGAAAAAGUUGCAGGAAUCGACAACAAAAACGGGAGUAUACUGCAAAGGGACAUUUGAUCAGUUUGUUUGCUGGCCUUAUUCGUCUCCAGGAAAUGUCUCUGUUCCUUGCCCGUCUUAUUUACCUUGGCUAAAAAAUGGAAGUGCAGGGAAUGUAUACAGAGUCUGCAUGGAGCAAGGGAUUUGGAAAACAUUUGAAAACUCCAGCCAGAUUUGGAGUAACCGUUCAGAGUGUGUGGAGGAGAACUAUUGGCAGUCAAAAAAAGACAAGCAUCUGUUGUAUAUCAUUCUGCGGCAUCUUUAUACUGUUGGAUAUUCUUUUUCUAUUGCUUCUCUUGUAUUAGCUCUACUCAUACUGCUCUUGCUGAGGAAACUGCAUUGCACAAGGAACUUCAUCCAUAUGAAUCUGUUUGCUUCAUUCAUCUUGCGAGCCGCAGUGGUUCUCAUAAGCGACAGUAUAACACACAAUACUUAUAUGUUUGUUUAUAUUGCCUCUGAAAAGCCGAGUGAUGAACAUGGAUGGCUUUCCUCCUUGAGUGCAGAGAAAUUAACUGUUUGCAGGGUGAUCCAACUUUUCAUGCAUUACUUCAUUGGGGCAAAUUUUUUCUGGCUUCUAGUAGAAGGAAUUUACCUCCAUAGGUUAUUAGUAACAACUAUGCUGUCUGAGAAACACCUUCUGCAGAGAUGUAUGUUCAUUGGAUGGGGUGUUCCAGUUGUGUUUGUAGCCUCCUGGGGAAUAAUAAAAUACCAAUUGGAGCAUGAAGGAUGCUGGGCAACGAAUCGGAACAUGUCAUUCUGGUGGAUCAUUCGAGGGCCAAUAUUUUUUUCCAUUGCUGUUAACUUCUGUAUCUUCUUAAAAAUUCUAAAGUUGCUGCUUUCAAAGCUUAAAGCCCAGCAAAUGAAUUUCCGUGAUUACAAAUUCAGGCUGGCAAGAUCAACUCUGGUGUUAAUACCAUUACUAGGGAUUCAUGAACUUGUCUUUUUCUUCAUCCUUGAUGAACAAGUCAAAGGGCGUUCCAGACAUAUAAAACUCUUUAUUCAUCUGACAGUGACUUCCUUCCAUGGAUUUCUUGUUGCACUUUUAUAUUGUUUCUCUAAUGGUGAGGUGAAAGCUGAACUGCUGAAGCAAUGGUCUCGUUUCCUGCUGGCAUACCCUUUAGUCUGCCUGCCAUGGGAGUACAUCAAGCAUUUGGGGAGGUGUCCAAAGAAAUCCAAGAAGCAGCACUCCUCGGAAAUGUUUCCAUCUCAGAGCAUGCAGGUGGCAAAGCAGAGAACAUGCUGCAAUGUAGAGCUAAGCCUCACAUGGAGACCCAAGCCCAGAACAAGCAGUUGUGACAGUAGUGAAGGAGAAGUCACAGCUGGUGAGACCACUGAGGAGGUCUUUGAAGAAAAUGAGAUUUAGAUGCCCAGAGUACAACCAAAAACUUCGUGAAUUGGGGCAGGGGAUCUUAGAUCACGCAGGACCUGGACACACUGGAAUGAAUGAUCCCAUGAAAGGACACUGCCAUAUCCUUUAAAAACUGGUUGAGCACACAGAACUGCUUUCAGCUUGUCAUAAAGUUGCUUUUUAUGUCAGUAAAUAAGCAGCUGGAUGGCAGCAAUGAAUAAAUGAACUGAACUGAUAGCUGGGUUGAGCACAACACCUUCAGCCGCUUGCAUGUAUACAUUUAUCUGCACAUUUUCAGCCUCAGAUAUAACAAUUAAAUGCUGAACUGUCUAGGACAGCUUUAUUACUAGUUCUGCUUGGAAGGUACACAAAUGCUUUAUAGUCCUCAUUUCCAUUAUCCGUCCAAGUAAAUCAUGAUUAUUUCUACUUUUGCGGACAUUUUAAAGGUACAGACUAACCUAGCAGAAAAUCUAGUCUGGAAAAUGAAUGGGAGGAGAUGAGAGAUCUAAAGGAGCAUAACCCAAAUCCAUCUAUUUGAAAAUAGCAAGAGAAGGCACAGCAUGUGUUAUAAAUGCUAGAUAAGUAUGUCAUCCAAUAAAUAAGCAAGCAAAUAGGCAAGCACGAAGAAAAAUAGAAUUUGCAUGUAAAUGCAUGUAGCAUUUCCCCCACAUUUUUAAACAACUGAAAAGCAGUCCUGGGAGACUCUGGUCUUGAAUGGAAAACUGGUGAGGGAUGCUUAACCUUGUCACAACUGUUAUUCCCAGACCUAUCCGAAAACUGAUGUGCUAAACCCUGAAUGGCUAGACCAGGGUGGCCAACCUAUGGUGCUCCAGAUGUGUAUGGACUACAAUCCCCAUCAGCCCCUGCCAGC
Sphaerodactylus townsendi is the source of this 2616-nucleotide messenger RNA. RefSeq names its product glucagon like peptide 2 receptor (gene GLP2R). Bases 234 to 1760 code for a protein of 508 amino acids. Gene Ontology annotation, biological process: adenylate cyclase-modulating G protein-coupled receptor signaling pathway; cell surface receptor signaling pathway. The record is from RefSeq and is a predicted model, not a curated record. Gene Ontology annotation, molecular function: peptide hormone binding; glucagon receptor activity. The transcript is spliced from 13 exons. Gene Ontology annotation, cellular component: plasma membrane. Lineage: Eukaryota; Metazoa; Chordata; Lepidosauria; Squamata; Sphaerodactylidae.